AUGGCACCCGAUCGCAUCACCAACGCUAUUGACAGUUUGAUAGCCCACAUUGUACCCAGUGAUCCCAAUGAUCCUGAUGAAGUUGCACAAGAGCGCCAUGAUACCUGCUUUGAGAUUGUCAAGUCCAUACUAGACAGUCCAGCCUCCCCCGCUAUUUCUUCCGAUGUCAACCAUGCCUCCGAUCUUAUAAAACGAAAGCUUAUACAGAGCAAUCCUACGCAAGCCCUUCGCUUCUCUAACCUAUAUACACGACUACUAUCACUGCCAGUGUUGGAGCACAAAUGGGCAAUACUAUACCUUCUCUACCAGCUCGCUGAUUCUCCAGACCCCAACGAACCCCUCCCGUUAAGCCCUGUAAAGCCAUCGGCGCCCAACUACAGAGAUGCCAUCAAUCGUGACGCUAUCAAACGGCAAGGCCGAGAACGUGUCACCAAGACGUCUAGGUUCGAGGAUGAACAGUUCAAGGAGGCAUUUCAGCCAGACGGGCUCAAGAAAUUUCCACCGAAGGAGAGCAAACAGCCAAAACCUCCAGAGUCCGUCAUUCUUAGAGAUUUGCCAUUCACUUUGCAAGGACUCUCAUCUACUACACUUCCCUUCUCGAAAUCAGACAUCAUCAAAUUACCAUCAACGCUUCCAUUACCCAUUGUUUCCCUGCUUCAUACUCUAGCGGAGCCGUCAUUGCUCUAUCGCGGCCUCGACGGCUUUUGCAAGACUCCUGCCAAAGGACUACUUGGUCAAAGCCUGAGAGCAGCCAUUCAUGGGGAACUCAAAUCUUACUUGAGUUUGAUUGCGACACUCGAAAGUCAAAUUCGAAGAGCUCUUGCGUCGCUUGAUGACGAUGCACCAAGAGAAGGUAUUGGAAAAGCCGGGGUCACGCUCAAGCGGUGUGUAGUGUGGACUCGCGAAGCAACAAUGGGCCUCAGGCUCAUGAGUCUAAUAGCUGAAGAAUCGGAGAAAAAGAGAGGGGGCCAGCUUGUGUCUCUAAUUCACAGCUUUUCAUCUUCUCAUGGGGAUCCCGUUGUUGCUGCUUUUGCUGAAAGGCUUCUGACAAGUUUUACGCGGCCCUUUUACGACAUUCUACGACACUGGAUAUAUGAUGGCGAACUGUCUGAUCCCUUUCAGGAAUUCUUCGUCAGAGAGCAGUCACCCAACAAAGACACAACCAAGGCUAAGGGCGCAGGUAACGUUUGGGAAGACAAGUAUGAAAUCGACACAGACAUGAUUCCCAGUAUCAUCACCCAGGACUUUGCCCAGAAGGUUUUCUUGAUCGGGAAGUCUCUCAACUUCAUCAGACAUAGCUGCGGUGAUGCUAUGUGGGUGGAGGACUAUUCCAAGGCUGCUUCGAAGGAGUUGAGAUACGGCGAUACAGCCACCCUAGAAGCUUGGAUCGAUGAGGCACACAAGACCACCAUGAAACGCCUGAUCGACCUGAUGGCCAACAAGUUCCACCUGUUCAAGCAUCUCCAGGCGUUGAAGAACUAUAUUCUAUUAGGCCAAGGAGAUUUUAUCGCCCUCUUGAUGGAAUCUCUGGCUGCUAAUCUUGAUCGCCCCGCUGGUGCACAGUAUAGGCACACGUUGACGGCCCAACUGGAACAUGCUAUCCGAGGAUCAAAUGCCCAAUACGAUUCUCCUGAAGUUCUACGCAGACUCGAUGCACGUAUGCUGCAGCUGUCACAUGGUGACAUUGGCUGGGACUGUUUCACUCUUGAAUACAAAAUUGAUGCACCAGUCGAUGUCGUCGUGACAGAAUGGGGCAACAGGCAAUAUCUCAAAGUAUUCAAUUUCCUCUGGCGGAUCAAGCGAGUUGAAUUUGCCGUGCUAUCAACCUGGCGGAAAUGCAUGACGGGUGCCCGUGGUGUCCUACAGAAUUCAGAUCCUGCAGUCUCCCAGACAUGGAAAUCCACACGAGGCGUCCUCGCCGAGAUGAUUCACUUCGUGGGCCAGCUGCAGUACUACAUUCUGUUCGAGGUUAUCGAGUCAUCGUGGGGCGAACUUCAGAAGCGGAUCCACAAGGAAGACUGUACGCUGGACGACCUCAUCAAGGCACACACCCGGUAUCUCAACGACAUCACCCACAAAGGUCUCCUUGGGGCCAAGCGACGUACGCAUAGCUCUGACGAAGAUGACCGUACGACAUACAUGAUGCAGCUUGGCGAGAUUCUUCGAUUCAUGCUCAACUACCGAGACUCGGUUGAUGGACUUUACAGUUGGAGUGUAUCGGAUUUCACACAGCGCCAGGAGGCUGAUGUGCGAAGCACUACACGACAUACGGACGAUCAUGACGGCCUCGAUACCCCAACAGCAGAUUCUGGUGCUGUCACAUCCGAGUUCCCGGUACUUCAAGAGCGCCUACGACACCUGGGUGCAUCGUUCCGAACUCGCGUUCAGAUUCUCCUUGGCGAUCUGGCAUAUCAACCUGAUGUUGAUAUGCGAUUCCUGGGUGUGGCAAUGAACUUCAACGAUGUUUAUCAACCAACACGAAGAAAAUCCAAGGCGGCCCCGGGCACGGGUGCAACGACAAGAAGUGUUUCGACGAAUAGGGGUUGA
Molecule: messenger RNA, 2547 nt
Organism: Fusarium graminearum PH-1
Lineage: Eukaryota; Fungi; Ascomycota; Sordariomycetes; Hypocreales; Nectriaceae
Exons: 3
Coding region: 1-2547 (848 amino acids)
Biological process (GO): microtubule nucleation; cytoplasmic microtubule organization; spindle assembly
Cellular component (GO): gamma-tubulin small complex; mitotic spindle pole body; equatorial microtubule organizing center
Molecular function (GO): gamma-tubulin binding; microtubule minus-end binding
Source: RefSeq, a predicted model, not a curated record